AUGAAUUGUGGCUGCUGCUUUGGUGGAUGUGUCAGAGCAUUAUGCUGCUGCGGCUCAGCUUCAUGUCGAGACCAGGACAACAUGGGAAUCGAGUUUGCAAUGAACUACACUGGGCUUUCAGUUUGCCACGCAGCAAUUCUAGAGCUCAACACUCCUCUCGACCGAUCAACCAUGACCGGCGCCUGGUACAAGACCCUUCAGACUCAUCCCUUUUUACGCGCAAAAUGGUGCAGCGGCUUCAUCUCCACAGUCAAAGGAAAUACAGAGCCAACCUAUUUGGACAUAACACAGAGCCAAGAAAUGGUAGAUCAGCUGAUUUUUCACUCGAACAAAGAUGCGAAAUUCGCGGAACUGACUGUUUGCGAACAAGGAUUGACAAUUCAAAUUCUAGUGACGAUUCCCCAUUCCCUCGCAGAUGGAACAGCAAUGAUGAUCAUUCUCAACGACCUUCUGAAAUUCUACGAAAAGCCGCAUCAAUCUGCGAUUUUGGACGAGGUCUAUCCCGUUCAAGCCGAAAAACUCAAGCCAGAACUGACCAAAGAAGCCCAAAAUAACUACAAGGAAAAAGUACUCGCCAAGCAGAAAGAAUUCAAGAACAUCGUUCCUCAUCACAAGAACUCCAGAAGGCAGCAAAAAGCUUCUUCAUUUUUGUCGAAAGAAUGGAAUCACGAUUGGCACUUUUUGAUGGCCGCGUUCAAUUUUGUCAACUCUCGAGUCAUUCAAAAACUCGGAAACGAGUUGAAAAUGGACAUUGACUACAAUCUCCGAGAUCGGUUUCCUCAGAAGCUUGGGAACACUGUUGUAGCAUGCUACAUCGGACUCGGAAGCAUUAAUCCCAAAGCUGACUUUAGCGAAACGAUGGUCGACGUAGCCAAACGAAUCAAAAAAGAAAUCAACGAGCAACUUGAAAACCAAGAGCCUUUUAUGGUUGGAGCGUUUAUGGAGGCAGCACAAAUGAAACCCGAAAAUAACCAUAUCGACGGUAGCGUUAACUUUUCCAAUGUCGGAAAAUACAAAUUCGACACAGAAUUCAGCUUCGGCAAAAUUCGCGAGCUUUAUUGCUCUGGCAACAAGUGGAUCAAUUCCUACGAGUACGGGCUGCUCUUCCAGACAACUGAUAAACUCUGCGUUACGAUCACCCACCCGGACAUGAAAGAAUACAACGAAACUGCUCAAAUCUAUCUCCAAGGACUCAUCGAUGUUGCCGAAGCGCCAGAAGUUUAUGGAGAUAUGACGCUGAGACACUUCGCGAACAUAUAA
Molecule: messenger RNA, 1260 nt
Organism: Oikopleura dioica
Lineage: Eukaryota; Metazoa; Chordata; Appendicularia; Copelata; Oikopleuridae
Source: the annotation of a GenBank genome assembly